AUGACUUUACACUGGAUGAAUGAUCUCCAUUUGCCAUUGAAGCUACUCGAAUACACGAUUAGAAAUGACGCCAAGCUUAGAAAGAGAUGUGAAGACGAUGGAUGUCCCGUAGACGUUGGUACUCUUUCCAAUGGUCGAUGUUGGGGAUACGAGAAGAACUGUUUGUAUGAAAAUUCAUAUUCGUUUGAAAUGGGCGUGCCUUGGUGCAAAUCUCCUUCGAAACGAGAAAAAUUCUUCAAGCAAGCAGAUUUCGGGUAUGUGAAGGAAAGGAGUACAAUGCACGACAUUUGUCUGUCCUCACGUAAGGAAGGAAGCCGUCUGCAGUGUUCAGAUGACCUCCGUCACUGCCACGGGACAAACAUCUUUUUCAAUUUUAAGAGUUGGGACCGGAAAAACUCUAAGCGAUAUCGUGAGGACAUCCUGCAACCGGGAGAGGUCGGUGGGAAUUGUGAAGAGUUCCACCCUGAGGUGUUGCAAGAGAAUAUGAGCGAAAGGGGAUAUUUACGAAGUUGGGCCGACGAAUUCAAGCAGUUUGUAUCUUUGAAUGCGUUCUCCGUUGACUACGAACAUUGUGACGUCAUUUUCGAGCGACCUACCAUCGUUAUGAAGCUGGACGCUGCAGUGAAUAUGUACCAUCAUUUUUGUGAUUUCGUAAAUCUCUACGCUUCACAACACAUCAAUGGUUCCUUUAGUAGGCAGGUGGACGUGGUGUGGUGGGACACAUUUAGUGGCGGCUUCGUGGAUCCAUUCUUCGGAGUCACUUGGAAUGCGUUCACCGAUGCGAAACCGGUGGAGUUGACAGCUCUGGCUGGUCGUCGUGUUUGUUUCAGAAAUGCUUUGUUUCCACUUCUGGCAAGACAACGUUUUGGACUUUACUACAAUAUGCCCAUGGAACAAGAAUGUUCUGGAUCGGGAUUGAUGCAUGCUUUCGCCCAUCACAUUCUGUAUCGAUUGAAUAUUACUCAAACAGGACCACUACUGGAUAAUGUGCGGCUCACAAUUUUGACGAGGAGCACUAAGUUUAGGCGAAUCCUCAACUUAAACGAGCUCCUCCAGACAGUACAAACCAUCUCUGGCCUCACAGUAAAGGUCGUGGAUUACAAUGAACGUAUUCCUUUCCUUGCUCAGCUUAAUUCCACUCAUAACUCGGAUAUCUUCAUCGGAAUGCAUGGUGCAGGCCUCACUCAUCUGUUGUUUUUGCCGGAUUGGGCAGCUGUAAUGGAGUUAUACAACUGCGAGGAUCGUAAUUGCUACAAGGAUCUUGCUCGACUUCGAGGAGUGAAAUACUUCACAUGGUCAUCGUCUAAGGAACAUCUCAUCUAUCCAGAAGAUUCUGGCCAUCAUCCCACCAAUGGAGGACCACAUAAGAAAUUCACAAACUAUCGUUUUGAUCCGACAGAGUUUAAACGACAGGUGAACUUGAUGUUAGAAUACGUCCGCCGUCACCCCAAAUUCGUGAAGGAAAGACGGCGAUUGCGUCGACUUCAAAAAAGUGGAGAGUUAUGA
Molecule: messenger RNA, 1506 nt
Organism: Necator americanus (New World hookworm)
Lineage: Eukaryota; Metazoa; Nematoda; Chromadorea; Rhabditida; Ancylostomatidae
Exons: 14
Coding region: 1-1506 (501 amino acids)
Cellular component (GO): endoplasmic reticulum lumen
Molecular function (GO): protein O-acetylglucosaminyltransferase activity
Source: RefSeq, a predicted model, not a curated record